AUGAUGGACAUCGACCAAGUGCUGAAAUCUUUGGGCAUGGGCCGGUACCAGGUCAUAGGUUGCAUAUUAUUCGGACUCAUAAUAAUGUAUUCAAACGUGUCGCCGGUCACCUAUGUCUUCACUGCCAGCGAUUUAAAAUACAGGUGUGAAAUACCGGAAUGCGAUGCGCCGAACUCGAAAGAACGUACGUACCAGCCUGAAUGGUUGCAGUUCACAAUGCCUUAUAGAAACGAUACGAAACAACCGCGCAAGUGUCAGCGGUACGCUGCGUUGUCUGGUCCAUUGGUAAACGGUACGCGAUGCUCGUCCAGUGGAUUCAACAACGACGCGAUCGAGUGGUGCCGCGACAGUUGGGUAUUCGAAGACUUCGAAAACACCAUCGGCACGGAGUUUGGACUAAUGUGCGAAGAUAACAAAUGGAAGCUGUCGAUGGUGGGAACGGUUAACAACUUCGGUCAAUUUAUCGGAAUACCAAUGUCAGGGAUAAUUGCCGACAGGUAUGGCCGUAAGUUUACUAUGGUGUUUUGUGCAGUUACAUCGGCUGCGUUAUGUAUCGUUCAAUCGUUUUCGACCAGUUAUUUGAUGUUCUUGAUUUUGGAAUUGUUGUCUUCGACAGUGUCCAGUGGAAUUUACUCGAUCACUUUUAUAUUAGCAAUGGAGUUAUUUUUGCCCCAUCAGCGUGUACUCUAUUAUUCGAUUCUAGAAUGUUUCCUCCCGGUCGGCUCUAUUUUAGUGGCUUAUGUCGCUAGCUUUGUGAAAGAUUGGAGACUCUUAUUGCAGAUAGUUAACAUCCCGGGAUUACUGUUCUUGUCAUACUUUUGGCUAACGGAAGAAUCAAUGAAGUGGUUAGAAAGUCAAGGUAAACACGACAAAGUUAUCAAUACGCUUAAGAAAAUUGCUGCCGUCAAUAAAAAGCCUUUCCCUAACCUGCAUUUGAAUACCCAAACACAGAGCAUGGAAUGUUUAGAAAAAAACGAUGCAAAUUUCAGCGGCAUCUUGAAAGACAUAAUUCGUUCUUCGACUAUAUUCUGGAGGAUGAUCAGGUGUUCAUACGUGUGGAUAGCAGUAACCCUGGUAUACUACGGUCUAACGGUAAGCUCGACGGACAUUGCAGGAGACAAGUAUCUAAACUUCUCGUUAGUGUUGUUCAUUGAAAUCCCGGCUUGUCUAUUAAACUGGUUGAUAAUGGAAGGCAUGUCAAGAAAAAAAGCGCUGUGUUGUAUGUUCGUGUUAAGUGGCAUCACUUGCGUCAUGUAUAACUUAAUGUCAGGUGAAUUAUUCUUGAUAAAGCUGUUACUGUUCUUGGUCAGUAAACUUGCAAUAUCCAUCGCCUUUUGCAUAAUUUACAUGCUGACCGCUGAAAUAUUUCCCACCAGGAUGCGGGCCACCAUGAUGUCCAUGUGCUCUAUGCUCGGUCGGAUAGGGUCCAUGUUGGCGCCUCAGGCCACGCUGCUGACCGAGUAUUUUGGAGUGUUUGCGACAAUGCUCGUAUUUGGAUUAACCGCGUUCGCGGCCGCAGGCAUCACCAUGACUUUACCGGAAAGUAAGAAUAUCAAGUUGCCGGACACCAUCAACGAAGCCGAAAAGAUCGGAACCAAUGUCAAACCACAAAACAUCGAUAUAAACUCGCCGUAGAGUUCCUAUUACACUUUAACGAUUAUCAUGUAUAACAAUACUUACGCUCGAUGAAAGCAUAAUAUUGUUUUUCAUACUUUUGUAUAUUAUGCGCGCCACCCGAACAACAUUUUUACUAUCGCAGUUAUGUUUAGAUAUUGCAAAUUACUCACGGACAACCAAUUUAUUUAUUAUGAAAAUGGGCGUCUACGAUCUCCGGAUCGGGGGCCGCACACGCGUUAGAGAGAGUGGGUGGUUGCAGGACCAAUUAACCUGUUAACUUAAUUUUAAUAUAACCAUAUUAUAACGAGCUAGUAUAUAAUUGCUUAUCUAUAAUAAUUAUAAGAUAAUCGCGCUAUUCUAUACAUAGUAGCUUUUUAAUUAUCUUAACAAUAGGCUCUUUUCAGUCCUUCCAAACUUGUCAUUUUAACACAAUUGUUAAAAAUUAAUUGUAAAUACCACACAUAACUGUUUCAAACUGAUAAACAAACUACUAAUUGAAAGGCAUAGAACUAUACGAUUUGACUUAAUGUACUCUUAGAAUGAUGCAAUAUUAAUAUAAUGAUACAUAAAAAGAUGAGAAAAUGUACAGAAAUAUGUUUUUAUAGUGUCAAUAAAUACACAAAUUAUGUAAAUGA
Molecule: messenger RNA, 2252 nt
Organism: Melanaphis sacchari
Lineage: Eukaryota; Metazoa; Arthropoda; Insecta; Hemiptera; Aphididae
Product: solute carrier family 22 member 21-like
Exons: 10
Coding region: 1-1635 (544 amino acids)
Biological process (GO): transmembrane transport
Cellular component (GO): membrane
Molecular function (GO): transmembrane transporter activity
Source: RefSeq, a predicted model, not a curated record